This is a messenger RNA of Thecamonas trahens ATCC 50062, 3753 nucleotides long. RefSeq lists its product as uncharacterized. Gene Ontology annotation, cellular component: microtubule; kinesin complex. The transcript has a single exon. Gene Ontology annotation, biological process: signal transduction; microtubule-based movement. The coding region runs from base 1 to 3729 and encodes 1242 amino acids. Gene Ontology annotation, molecular function: ATP binding; microtubule motor activity; ATP hydrolysis activity. The record is from RefSeq and is a predicted model, not a curated record. NCBI's taxonomy places the organism in Eukaryota, Apusomonadida, Apusomonadidae.
AUGGAAUCGCAGCCGAUCAAGGUUGUGGUGCGGAUCCGUCCGUUUUCACGAAAGGAGGCUGCAGGCGGGGCACGUGAUGUGCUGCGGGUGGAGGACGGGAACGUGGUUGCCGUCCCGCGUGUGUCAGGCGGGAGCGCGACAGGCGCGGCCGGCAAAGGGCCGGCCACGACCGGCAGCAGCGGGCCGGCUGGCGGCAGCAGGGCCUUUGGCUAUGCCACGGUGGGCAGUCGGCCGCGUAGCGGGUCGGCGGUGGGCGACGGAAGGGGCGUGGCGUCGUUUGAGAACUGGGCGGCCGGGUCGGUCGGCUCGGGCGGGCGCGGCGGGCGCGGAAGCGGGCGAAGUGCCAAAUUUUCAAAUGGCGAGUUCGGAGGCGGGCGGAGCCCGCUGUCGCCGGUCGACACCAACAGCGGCGGGAGCGGAGGAGCGGCAGGCGGGCGGAGCGGGAGCAAGGCACGGACGCUGAGCUUUGCCUUUGAUGCUGUUCACGACUGUCGGGCGACGGACAGCUCGGGUGAGGGUCCGGCAUCAGAGGCGCAGCUCGCGGCCGACCAGCAGGCGCUGUUCGACGAGCUCGGCGGUGAGCUGCUCGACGCGGUGUGGAACGGGUACAACUGCUCGGUCUUCUCGUAUGGACAGACCGGCGCUGGCAAGACGUACACGAUGGUCGGCGAUCGGGUCGGCUCGGGGCGCGAGGGCUUUGUCCCGCGGUUCUGCACCGCGCUGCUGAACCGGAUCAAGGCUGCGCGCGGCGAGGCCGGGCGGCGGUUCUCGGUCUCGGUCUCGCUCCUCGAGAUCUACAACGAGCAGCUGGCAGACCUGCUGGCGUCGCGGCCGAGCCGGCCGGGCGCAACAGCAGCCAAGCUCAAGAUCCGCGAGGACCCGCAGUUUGGCCCGUACUGCCCGGGCCUCACGCGGGUGGAGGUGAAGUCUGCCCAGCAAGCUGUCGACCUCAUUCAACUCGGGUUUGCGUCACGGACGACGUCAUCGACCUCGCACAACACGGUCUCAUCGCGCUCACACGCCGUCUUUACACUCACGUUUACUUCCGAGUGGACUGACGAGGCGACCGGGCUCACCGAGGCGCAGGUCUCGCGAAUCAACCUUGUAGACCUCGCCGGCUCGGAGCGGCUCGGCUCGAUGGAGAAGCGCAACGGAGUGCUGCUCAAGGAGACUGGCGAGAUCAACAAGUCGCUCCUUUGUCUCUCGCGGGUCAUCACCCAGCUCGCCGGGAGCCAAGGCGGGGCCGGGAGCGACGAGCCGGAGCACGUCUCGUACCGCGACUCGCUCCUCACCUGGCUCCUCCGCGACUCGCUCGGCGGCAACUCGAAAACGGUCAUGGUGGCGUCAGUCUCGCCAGCGGCGUCGGCGCUCGAGGAGACGCGAAACACGCUACGGUACGCGGCGCGCGCGUCGCGGAUCGUCAACACCGCCCGGGUCAACAUCGAUCCACGGGCCAAAGUCAUUGCCGACCUGCGGGCGCAGGUCAAGGCACUGCAGGCACUGGCGACGCCGAUGCCCAAGCCCUCGCCGGUGUCACGCAUCUCUGAGCUUGCUGUCGGCUCGCUCAACGACUCUUCGACAAUUGAGGAUGACGACGAGGACGCCGGCGGGAGCGACAACGACACGUUGCGCGGGUGGCGGCUAAUGCCGGCCGAGAUGGCGAGCGCCGCCGUGCAGACCUCGCCACUCAAGGCGGUGCUGCCGGGAACGCGGCUCGAGAACGGGACGUCCACGGCGUACCUCGUGUGCCUCUCGCCGGACGCAACCGAAGGCGAGGAUCUUGUGGUGGGCGUCUCGUCGGGCGCUCCGCGAGUCAUUGGCUCUGCGCCCCACCUUGUGGAACUAGCAUGGGACGCGGCCGAAGGCGUGGCUGAGCUCAGCCUCUCGUCGCGGUACGCGCACUGUGUGAUCCAUGACGACAACGAGGCUCGCGAGCCGCUUGCACGUGGCAGCUCAACACGGCUAGCACCGGGCACCACGUUCACGCUCGGCACAAAUCGGCUGUGGUGGUUCCGCGGCCCACCGGCUGAACCUGUCCACGCCACCAACCUCCUUUGCUCCCCGAGCCGAACUUCGGCUAACCGGUCAGCUGGGUUUGAGGCACUGCUGCGAGCCUGGCCUCAGGCUCCUAUUUCGCCACCGGAGUUGGGAGCAGCACAAGCGGCGCUCCUGACCUCGCCGUCGGCUCCGCCUGCCUCGCAAGUACCGGAUGAGUCGGUCGAGGUCUCGCGUUUGGAGAGUGAGCUCGCUGGCGCACAGCUGCGGGCCAAGCAGGCCGAGCGGGCUCGUGCGGCGGCGGUGGCACGGACCGACGAGCUUGAGCUCGAGCUGGAGGAGAUGCGGGCUACGGUGCAGCGAGCACAUGCCGAAGCGGCAGAAGCAGCCGAACGAGCGGCGGCCGCGGCUACCGAGGCGGCGACGGCCAAGGCCGGAGCGUCAGGAGCAGAGAUGAUGGCGAGCGGCAAGGUCGAGGCGCUGAAGGAAGAUCUGGCGUCGUACCGGAGCGAGAAUGCACAGCUGAGCCAGGAGCUGGCAUCGGCGACGGCGGCAGCGAAGCGUGCUCGCGAGAGCCUCCGGGCAAUGGAGGAGCGGGCAGAGCGGGCAGAGGCACAGCUGGCGGCAGCCGAGGCCGAGGCGUUGUCGGUGACUGAGGAGGCAGCUGAGCAGGCAAAGCAGAUGGACGAAGUCAUUUCAUCGCAGGGCAUGCAGCUGGAGGAGCUCUCUGACUCGAUUGCAUUCCUCACGGCACAGCUGGAGAAGCGGAACAACCCGACCGGAUGCGCCACACCAACCAAGUCGCUACAGCUUGUGGUGGCCCGGCUGAAGGACGAGCUGCGGCGGCGUGAUGAGAUCGAGGCUGAUCUGCGGGCGCAGCUCGGCAAGAGCCGCGAUGAGGUGGCGACGACCCAGGCGUCGGCGACGGCCCUGAAAGAGCAAGCAGCGGCGGCACGGGCCGAGAUGAGCGCAGUGAUGACAGAGCGCAAGGCAACCAUUGCCGCCGCUGCUGCCGAAAAGGCCAAGCUGGGCAAGCUCAACGUCGAGCUCGAGCGUGGGCACGACGCGCUGACGGCCAAGGUUGGUGCGCUGACGCGCGAGCUGAGCGAGGCCAAGGCUGCAGCUGCGGCGUCGGCGGCGAGCGUCAAGUCGAUGCAGAUCGAGCUACUUGCGCUGCAGAUCGAGCUGACCAAGCCGGCGGUCCCGGUGUACUUUGGCUCGGGCCCGGCCAAGGCGCUGCACGUCGGGCACGACCCUGUGGCUGCACUGGGGACAGCGCUGGCGCGCGCAGCGGGAUCAAACGGCUCGUCGGCGCAGCGGUACCUGUUUGUGGCACUCAACAACGGCGACGAGCGCUCGGAGCGGCUGCUUCGCGAUGAAGAGGUUCCGCUGGACCUGGUGACGGCGUGGGACCUUGCCGGGGUGGCGCAUCUGCGCUCAUUCCACUAUCGGGCCAAGGGCCGGAUCCGCGUGUACGUGGAUGGCGAGACGUACAAGACACUCAUCAUUGCACCGGACACUAGCACGGACGAGGUUAUCGAGCUCGUGGUGGCACGGUGCCGGGAUGGCGGCCUCGACAUCGGCCCCGCAGCGAACACCAAGCUCCAGCUCGACGACCGCCUCGCCGGCGUGGUGUCUGACGUGGAGCCGGGAGCGCAUCCGUUGAGGAUGCUCUCAUGCUACCCGAUCCACGAGCACGCAAAUGUCCGGUUCGUGCUUGUGUCGACAGCGUGAAUGUAAACGGAAAUGUAGCCUGAG